AGCCGCCGCUGCUGCUUGGGCUCCGGGGCUAGGUGGAGGAAAGGGGUGCUGGGAAUUCAUCCACAUUUUCCGACCUUUUUGUUGGACAUUACGCCCACCUUGGACGCUGCAAGAGGAGCUGUCAAACCCCGCAGGCUCUGAUUUGGCCCCCUCCGCUUUCCUUGGCUGCUCCCGGCUUCCCUGUGCCUCGGUGGAGUAUUUGCGUUCGGGGCUGGGGCUGGAGGAGGCAGCCACACGCGCGCACACGCACACGUUCAGAGGAGGGCGAGAGGCAGCGGCACAGGCACCAUCUGCAGUGUCAAUGCGGCGCUCCCACUGAAGGAGGGAAACGCGGUGCUUCCAGGAUGACACUGAGAUGAGGGAGGCUCAGGACUUUGUCCAAGGUCACACGGCCACCAAGUGGUGGAGCCACAGCUCAGCCCUAAGCAAUCUGACCUGGCCAUGGCCCCUGGUCACUCUGCUGCUGGCCACCUGACAAUGUAUGUGCUCAGCAAGAUGCUUCCCAGUGUUGGGGGAGACUGCCCUGCUGAGUCCUGGUGACAGCUGUGCCCAAGUGCUGCUGGGCCGUGAGGACCCUUCUCUGAAAUGAAAGCCAUGCCUUGGAACUGGACUUGUCUGCUGUCCCACCUCCUGGUGGUAGGGAUGGGCUCCUCCACUCUGCUCCCCCGGCAGCCACCCCCACUGACCCAGAAGCGGUCCUUUGUCACUUUCCGAGGAGAGCCCACCGAGGGCUUCAAUCACCUGGUGGUGGAUGAGAGGACAGGGCAUAUUUACUUGGGGGCCGUCAACAGGAUCUAUAAGCUUUCCAGUGACCUGAAGGUCUUGGUGACCCACCAGACAGGGCCGGACGAGGACAACCCUAAGUGCUACCCGCCCCGCAUCGUCCAGACGUGCAAUGAGCCUCUGACCACCACCAACAACGUCAACAAAAUGCUCCUCAUAGACUACAAGGAGAACCGGCUGAUCGCCUGCGGGAGCCUGUACCAGGGCAUCUGCAAGCUCCUGAGGCUGGAGGACCUCUUCAAGUUGGGGGAGCCUUUUCACAAGAAGGAGCACUACCUGUCGGGGGUCAAUGAGAGUGGCUCGGUCUUCGGAGUGAUCGUCUCCUACAGCAACCUGGAUGACAAGCUCUUCAUCGCCACCGCGGUGGACGGGAAGCCUGAGUAUUUCCCUACCAUCUCCAGCCGGAAGCUGACCAAGAACUCUGAGGCCGAUGGCAUGUUCGCUUACGUCUUCCAUGAUGAGUUUGUGGCUUCCAUGAUCAAGAUCCCCUCGGACACCUUCACCGUCAUCCCCGACUUUGAUAUCUACUACGUCUAUGGUUUCAGCAGCGGCAACUUCGUCUACUUUUUGACCCUUCAGCCUGAGAUGGUGUCCCCUCCAGGCUCCACGACAAAGGAACAGGUGUACACCUCCAAGCUCGUGAGGCUUUGCAAGGAGGACACAGCCUUCAACUCGUACGUGGAGGUGCCCAUUGGCUGUGAGCGCGGCGGGGUGGAAUACCGCCUGCUCCAGGCCGCCUACCUGUCCAAAGCCGGGGCUGUGCUGGGCCGGACCCUGGGUGUCCGCCCAGACGACGACCUCCUCUUCACCGUCUUCUCCAAGGGCCAGAAGCGGAAGAUGAAGUCUCUGGAUGAAUCGGCCCUGUGCAUCUUUAUUCUGAAGCAGAUCAAUGACCGCAUUAAGGAGCGCCUGCAGUCCUGCUACCGGGGCGAGGGCACGCUGGACCUGGCCUGGCUCAAGGUGAAGGAUAUCCCCUGCAGCAGCGCGCUCUUAACCAUCGAUGACAACUUCUGUGGCCUGGAUAUGAAUGCUCCCCUGGGAGUGUCCGAGAUGGUGCGUGGCAUCCCGGUCUUCACAGAGGACAGGGACCGCAUGACUUCCGUCAUUGCCUACGUCUACAAGAAUCACUCUCUAGCCUUCGUGGGCACCAAGAGUGGCAAGCUGAAGAAGAUCCGGGUGGAUGGGCCCAGGGGCAAUGCCCUGCAGUACGAGACAGUGCAGGUGGUAGAACCUGGCCCGGUCCUCCGUGACAUGGCCUUCUCCAAGGAUCAUGAGCAGCUCUACAUCAUGUCAGAAAGGCAGCUCACCAGAGUUCCUGUGGAGUCCUGCGGUCAGUAUCGGAGCUGCGGGGAUUGCCUUGGCUCCGGUGAUCCCCACUGCGGCUGGUGUGUGCUCCACAACACGUGCACCCGGAAGGAGAGGUGUGAGCGGUCCAGGGAACCCCGCAGGUUUGCCUCAGAGAUGAAGCAGUGUGUCCGGCUCACAGUCCACCCCAACAACAUCUCCGUCUCUCAGUACAACGUGCUGCUGGUCCUGGAGACAUACAAUGUCCCGGAGCUAUCAGCUGGCGUCAACUGCACCUUUGAGGACCUGUCAGAGAUGGAUGGGCUGGUGAUAGGAAAUCAGAUCCAGUGUUAUUCCCCCGCAGCCAAGGAGGUGCCCCGGAUCAUCACAGAGAACGGAGACCACCAUGUGGUACAGCUUCAACUCAAGUCCAAGGAGACAGGCAUGACCUUCGCCAGCACCAGCUUUGUCUUCUACAACUGCAGCGUGCACAACUCGUGCCUGUCCUGCGUGGAGAGCCCGUACCGCUGCCACUGGUGUAAAUAUCGGCACGUCUGCACCCAUGACCCCAAGACUUGCUCCUUCCAGGAAGGCCGCGUGAAGCUGCCCGAGGACUGUCCCCAGCUGCUGCGAGUGGACAAGAUCCUGGUGCCCGUGGAGGUGAUCAAGCCCAUCACUCUGAAGGCCAAGAACCUUCCGCAGCCCCAGUCGGGGCAGCGUGGCUACGAGUGCAUCCUCAACAUCCAGGGCGGCGAGCAGAGGGUGCCCGCCCUGCGCUUCAACAGCUCCAGCGUGCAGUGCCAGAACACCUCCUAUUCCUAUGAAGGGAUGGAGAUCAACAACCUGCCCGUGGAGUUGACGGUCGUGUGGAAUGGGCACUUCAACAUCGACAACCCAGCUCAGAAUAAAGUCUACCUCUACAAGUGCGGGGCCAUGCGGGAGAGCUGCGGGCUGUGCCUCAAGGCUGACCCAGACUUCGAGUGUGGCUGGUGCCAGAGUCCAGGCCAGUGCACCCUGCGCCAGCACUGCCCUACCCACGAGAGCCGCUGGCUGGAGCUCUCAGGCGCCAACAGCAAGUGCACAAACCCCCGCAUCACAGAGAUAAUUCCAGUGACAGGCCCCCGGGAAGGGGGCACUAAGGUCACCAUCCGAGGGGAGAACCUGGGCCUGGAAUUCCGGGACAUUGCCUCCCAUGUCAAAGUGGCCGGUGUGGAGUGCAGCCCCUUGGUGGACGGCUACAUCCCUGCAGAACAGAUCGUGUGUGAGAUGGGAGAGGCCAAGCCCAGCCAGCACGCGGGCUUCGUGGAGAUCUGUGUGGCUGUGUGCCGGCCGGAGUUCAUGGCCCGCUCCUCGCAGCUCUAUUACUUCAUGACGCUGACUCUCUCCGACCUUAAGCCCAGCCGCGGGCCCAUGUCUGGGGGCACCCAGGUGACCAUCACGGGCACCAACCUGAACGCAGGCAGCGAUGUGGUGGUGAUGUUUGGAAAGCAGCCCUGCCUCUUCCACAGGCGAUCUCCGUCCUACAUCAUCUGCAACACCACGUCCUCCGAGGAGGUUCUGGAGAUGGAGGUGACGGUGCAGGUGGACAGGGCCAAGAUCCGCCGAGACCUGGUCUUCCAGUACGUGGAGGACCCCACCAUCGUGCGCAUCGAGCCCGAGUGGAGCAUUGUGAGUGGGAACACACCCAUCGCUGUCUGGGGGACUCACCUGGACCUCAUACAGAACCCCCAGAUCCGUGCCAAGCAUGGCGGGAAGGAGCACAUCAAUAUCUGUGAGGUCCUGAAUGCCACCGAGAUGACCUGCCAGGCCCCAGCCCUCGCCCUGGGUCCCGAGCACCAGUCGGACCUCACGGAGAGGCCUGAGGAAUUUGGCUUCAUCCUGGACAAUGUGCAGUCCCUGCUGAUCCUCAACAAGACCAACUUCACCUACUAUCCCAACCCUGUGUUCGAAGCCUUCGGUCCGUCAGGAAUCCUGGAGCUCAAGCCGGGCACCCCCAUCAUCCUAAAGGGCAAGAACCUGAUCCCACCGGUGGCUGGGGGCAACGUGAAGCUGAACUACACCGUGCUGGUUGGGGAGAAGCCGUGCACCGUGACCGUGUCAGAUGUGCAGCUGCUCUGCGAGUCCCCCAACCUCAUUGGGAGGCACAAAGUGAUGGCCCGCGUCGGCGGCAUGGAGUACUCCCCGGGGAUGGUGUACAUCGCCCCCGACAGCCCGCUCAGCCUGCCGGCCAUCGUGAGCAUCGCGGUGGCCGGAGGGCUCCUCAUCAUCUUCAUCGUGGCUGUGCUCAUCGCUUACAAACGCAAGUCCCGCGAGAGCGACCUCACGCUGAAGCGGCUGCAGAUGCAGAUGGACAACCUGGAGUCCCGCGUGGCUCUGGAGUGCAAGGAAGCUUUUGCCGAGUUGCAGACAGACAUCCAUGAGUUGACCAGUGACCUGGACGGGGCCGGGAUCCCCUUCCUGGACUACAGGACCUACACCAUGCGAGUGCUGUUCCCAGGAAUUGAAGACCACCCUGUGCUCCGGGACCUCGAGGUCCCGGGCUACCGGCAGGAGCGCGUGGAGAAAGGCCUGAAGCUCUUCGCGCAGCUCAUCAACAACAAGGUGUUCCUGCUGUCCUUCAUCCGCACGCUCGAGUCCCAGCGCAGCUUCUCCAUGCGCGACCGCGGCAACGUGGCCUCGCUCAUCAUGACCGUACUGCAGAGCAAGCUGGAGUACGCCACAGACGUGCUGAAGCAGCUGCUGGCCGACCUCAUCGACAAGAACCUGGAGAGCAAGAACCACCCCAAGCUGCUGCUCAGGAGGACAGAGUCGGUGGCUGAAAAGAUGUUGACCAAUUGGUUCACUUUCCUCCUCUACAAGUUCCUCAAGGAGUGUGCUGGGGAGCCCCUCUUCUCCCUGUUCUGCGCCAUCAAGCAGCAGAUGGAGAAGGGCCCCAUAGAUGCCAUCACGGGAGAGGCCCGCUACUCCCUGAGCGAGGACAAGCUCAUCCGGCAGCAGAUCGAGUACAAGACCCUGGUCCUGAGCUGUGUCAGUCCAGACAAUGCCAACAGCCCCGAGGUCCCAGUGAAGAUCCUCAACUGUGACACCAUCACUCAGGUCAAGGAGAAGAUUCUGGAUGCCAUCUUCAAGAACGUGCCCUGUUCCCACCGGCCCAAGGCUGCAGACAUGGACCUUGAGUGGCGACAAGGGAGCGGGGCGAGGAUGAUCCUGCAGGAUGAAGACAUCACCACCAAGAUCGAGAACGAUUGGAAGAGACUCAACACCCUGGCCCAUUACCAGGUGCCGGAUGGUUCCGUGGUAGCUUUAGUGUCCAAGCAGGUGACGGCCUAUAAUGCAGUGAACAACUCCACCGUCUCCAGGACCUCGGCGAGUAAAUACGAAAAUAUGAUCCGGUACACGGGAAGUCCCGACAGCCUCCGUUCCCGGACGCCCAUGAUCACCCCCGACCUGGAGAGCGGGGUCAAGAUGUGGCACCUGGUGAAGAACCAUGAGCAUGGGGACCAGAAGGAGGGUGACCGGGGGAGCAAGAUGGUUUCUGAAAUCUACCUGACACGCCUGCUGGCCACUAAGGGCACUCUGCAGAAGUUUGUGGAUGACCUCUUCGAGACCAUCUUCAGCACGGCCCACCGCGGCUCGGCCCUGCCCCUGGCCAUCAAGUACAUGUUCGACUUCCUGGAUGAGCAGGCCGACAGGCACGGCAUUCACGACCCGCACGUGCGCCACACCUGGAAGAGCAACUGCCUCCCCCUGCGGUUUUGGGUCAACAUGAUCAAGAACCCGCAGUUCGUGUUUGACAUCCAUAAGAACAGCAUCACGGACGCCUGCCUCUCCGUGGUGGCCCAGACCUUCAUGGACUCCUGCUCCACGUCGGAGCACCGGCUGGGCAAGGACUCGCCCUCCAAUAAGCUGCUCUACGCCAAGGACAUCCCCAGCUACAAGAACUGGGUGGAGAGGUAUUACUCGGACAUCGGGAAGAUGCCGGCCAUCAGUGACCAGGACAUGAACGCGUACCUGGCGGAGCAGUCCCGGCUGCACAUGAGCGAGUUCAACACUAUGAGCGCCCUCUCGGAGAUCUUCUCCUACGUGGGCAAGUACAGUGAGGAGAUCCUUGGACCUCUGGACCAUGAUGACCAGUGUGGCAAACAGAAAUUGGCCUACAAACUAGAACAAGUCAUAACCCUCAUGAGCUUAGACAGCUGAGAACCGUCCUUCCAGGGCAGCCCUGGAGGGAGGGACACACCAAGCCGUGCCUCAGUCUAGAUUUCAUCUUUACCAAGUGCAAGUUCCGACUGGCAUCAGCAGCAUCCCCUGAGCAGCGCUGUCUCCCCGGCCCCCGCCCUCUCUGCCUCUCUCUGCCUCUCCCUCCUUCCUGGAUCCCUUCUCGUUCGGUUGCUCUGCCAACACGCUUGGACCAAGCCGCCAACCCUGAGCCAGGGGUGGCCAGGCCCACAGUGAGGGACCUGUCCAGAAGAUAUCAGAGUGGGGCUCUCUUUCCAGCUGCUCCUGACUUCAUGCAGCCGCAGCCGCCACAGGGCCCAAAUGUGGAUGAGGAGCUGUGGACAGAGGACGUUUCUAUGCUGCUACUUCACCUUCCGCUUGAGAGCCCCGGCUUUGGUCCUGAAGUUGGCCUGGGGAAGAGGCAGUGGGCUCAGUAUUGUCCUCACGGAAGAUGUCACGUGGCUCGCCCUUCCCACAGUCCAUCUGCAAGAGGUCAGUCGGGGUGCUUCGCGACUGUGAGAAGAUAGGCCUCACCUCCUCCAUGUGGCUGGAGCAGGGAACAUGUGGGGGCUGCCUCCCACCUGUUGGGUCGACGCCAGAGGCCUCCUGUCCCUUUCCAAUCUCCAUGAAGCCCUUCCAAGUGUCCAUGUGGACCUGCCUGCCCAGCCUCCUCCCCUGCCUGGGGCAAGCCAGGCAGGAGAAAGAAUAGCACUUACAUUCCACCACGGAGACGCUCCUAACCUUCAGAUCUGGCUCCUAGCAGCAGGAAUGUCAUGUGGAGGGGGAGAAAAGAGAGUGGCAUCCACCAUGGGAGCAGCAUCUGUUGUUCUCCAUUCAUCCCCAAAUUCCAAUGUGUCACCGCCAUCGUCAUAGGUCUAGUCCAUGGCCAGAGCCUUAAGUGCUGUCUAGAGAAGGCAUCUCCACCCUCCUUGGUCACCCUUCAUCAAGGGUCAGCGUGAAAUGCAGCGUGCAUCCAGGAGAUUCUACCUCCAGCCGUCUCCAAGGCUCCAUCCCCACCAUCCUUGAGAACUCCAUAGAAGGCCAGGGCGGACAGUCCUGUACCUGUCCCCCCUGCAGAAUCUGGUGCCAUUGCUAUGCAGAUGACUUUGUCACUGGGCUGUCCAGACCUCCUUGGGAAUCAUUUCAUAACCAUCUCAGCUGUGUCUUCAGACGUACUCCUUCCUGACCCCUUCAGCAGUCCUCACGGGACUGCCCCAGCACAACCUCACCAUGACCACCACCCACCGUGGUCCCAGCUUGUCGUGUCUGGGAGGGACUGGAAAAUGAAGCUAAGGGACCUGAAUGGAAAUGGAAGGAGGGACAUGGAACUGACCACAGCCUUGGCAUCCAUCUCUCCACUCAUCCUUGCAUCUAUGGAUACCCCAUUUUAGCCAGUCAGGCAAAUGUGUGCUCAGAAAUGUGUACUAGGUAAGCGGAGGCCAUGGCGAGAAGUAUUCCAGUGGUGGGUCCUGGGAGCUUAUCAUCUUGAAGGGACCUCCGGUGCUGUGUGGUCCAGUCUCCACCCUAGGCAGGAAUCUCUUCUGGAGCUCUAGUUGUCGGCCAUUCUGGGCGACCAGGAGAAGCAUCAUGGCAGGUGGUGUUGAUAAGGAUCCCACCGUCACUCUCUAAGCACCAGAUGUCCUUCCUCGUCAUCCAUCAAAGUGAGGAAGGAGCCACAUCAUUUCCAGCCGAGUCCAUGCAGCAUCCUGCGCUUGAAGUCCCUUCGCCCCUUUGGAUAUGAAUAAAUGCGCGUGUGCGAGCGCACGUGCUCGCUCGCUCGUGUGUCUGCCCCAGGAGUAGGCACAGCGCUCCGGGAGAUUUCUUGUCCUAUGUAGGAGGAUGUUGACGUGUUUUGCUUCUCUGUCCCCUUGCUCAUCCGUUCAUCCUGCAGCUUCGGGACAUUUCAACACUUGCUUUCUGUGCUGAGUGCUAGUGGGUGGGGAGGGGAGGGGACCUGUCCAUAGGCGAUCAGGGUGGUCACCUGCCAAGGCCUGGACUUUGAUGACCCAGAGUAGGGCAUCUCACGGCAUUUCAGAGGACAUAUGGAAAAAGACACAAGCCACCUAACAAACGGGAAGAGGAGAAUGGAAGAAAAAGAUGCAUUUGAAAGGAAAAAUAAAUAACCAAAGGUUUUGGUACAUGGCCAGGUGGGAAGUGAGGAAUUUUCUUGAUCAUUUUAUUUCCUCCCAAGAAGUCAUGGGACCUGACAGGCCAGAAAGGGUGCAUGUGGGAGGCAGGCUGAGGAGGCAGCUCAGCCACCGAAAUGUUUUUGCACAUACGAGAGGUUGGGAGGAGAGAGACACAAACCUAUUUAACACAGAUUUACUGGAUGGAAGCUAUGGGUGUGUGUGUGUGCGUGUGUGUGUGCGUGUGUGUAUAUGGAUACAUUUUGAUUUAUUUUUAAAGUUUUGCACAGUUAGAGGAAAUAUGUGAACAAGUAGAAAAAAAAAGACUGUUAUGGUUUUGCUGAAGCUUUUAUUUUUUACCUGAUGAUUAUUAUUGUUGUUAUUACGUUGUCGGUACAGGACACCCCCACCCGCUUGUUUUUGUUAUAAGCAAACCUUCGAACACCUCAGAGAAACCUAAAUUUCAGGAAGAAAGCAGAGAGGAGGACAGACCAGGGUCCUGUCUUUCCUCGCUUCUCCCUGGACAGGGCUUUGGGGAAGAUGUUACCUUCAUUUACGGCGUGGGUGGUGUCUGGUGCUUCAUUCACUCACGGUCUCCACGGCCUGUUGGGGAUGAGAAAUUGGGUGGUCUCCCAGAGCCAUGACCCAUCUUGCCCAUAAAGAGUCUUCUUUCCUUUGUUUUCUGUUUCUUCUGUUUGGCUUCUUGGUGCCAGAGUGAGAGGUGCAACAGCAGAGAGAUAGGAUAUGGUCCAAAAGCUGUUCUUUUCCCUCUAGCUCCUCCUGGAAGGUCAGACACCCAGAGAGCUGGCCAGCUGGGCACAGGGGUUCCCAGAGUGAGUGGCCCUGUGGGACAGGUGUCCUCGUGGCCUCCCACCGCGUCACCGUCCAUCUGCAGGGUUGCAGUUCUGUAGAAGGAGGAACCAGGGGAGCAAGGCAAUCUCCUGAGCUCCCCUCCACUCACCCCUUCACCGCCCUUGAGACCACAGGGUGAAAAUACCCCAGCCAGGCGGAGAGGCUGAAUGUCGGGGGCGAGGGGCUGAUGUCAGGGAGGGAUGUGGGGCAGGGGAGCUCCGUGGGGUCCUGGAUGUGAAAGAGUGGGUGGAGGAGGUGGAGAAAGAUAGCUGUGAGAGCUUCUCCCUUCUCCUGGGGCACACUGUCUCCAGGCGUGGACUUGGGCCCUUGGUCCUUCCCUGUCAGGAGAGUCCCUGACAUUUGUUGGCCACUGCAGAUAGUGCAUGAGGUGAAAUCAGCGAUGCGUCAGUCACUUCCUCAGGAAAAUACUUUCUUGCCUUCUUCUUUCAAUAGGGUCUUAAGUUUGGGGACGGAGAAUAACCCCAGUGUCCCCCAGGCCAAGGUACGUUAUAACCCAGGUAACACAGCCAGCCAGAGGAGCCCCCGGCAACUCCCACCUAAGCUAGGGUGCCUCUGGGGGUGGGCUCAGGGUGCUUGAGUGGGGCCACAUCCAGGAAGAGAAGCCCUUUCAAUAAAUCCCAAAGUCUGAGGCAGACUGUCCAGGACUGUCCCCGGGCAGAGGCGGGAGCUGCUGAUGGGUUAUUUCUCUCGCCCUUGUCCCCGCAAGCCCAGCUCCACUCUCAGCCAGGGGUUAAGGACAUCCUCUCCCAGUCUCCAGGGUCCCUGGUGCUCACCUGCCCCCUUGCAUGCCUGGCUGCUGACCAGGCCCCUCCCCUGGUAGCAAGUAUCCUCCCUGUCCCUGUUUGUCCCUCCUGUGUACAUGGAGUCACGGCCCCAAGGCUCUCUGUCCAUUGCAGGACAGGAGCAGAUCAGCCCUCACAGGUCUGUCCUCUGAGACGGCCUCAGCCCCAGCUCACCCCCAAAACUGCCUCCCUGAGUGAUGGGGCUCCCCCCUCAGUGAGGCCCCUCUCAGAGGAGCCACAGUCAAUGAUGUCCCAAAUGACCUCCACUCUGAGAGGCCAGCCUCUGGCGCUUCUUGAGGGUCCUGGGUGGUGUUGUGACCCCUCCUGGUUUAAACGCCUCUCCGUUGGCUCUGAAAAGGGGAAGCCCAUUUCCAGCUGUCUUCUUUCCCAAGACGCAGGGGACACUGCCUUUGACGGCACAGGAGGCCCACCAAGGGUCUAGCCGGGUGAAGCCAGAACUGCUACCACCAAGAAGUACCAUUUCCUCCUCCUCCCAGCCAGCCAGGAGUAGGGAGGAUGCUGUAGGAGGCUCUGUUCAGCAGAAGGCCUAGAGAUGGGCCUCCUCCCCGCCCAGGAACAGCACCCUGGCGGGCAGUCUGAGCAGGUCCCCGAGGGCUUCUGAGGGGCAUUUGUGGAGUGAGUUACCUCCCAGGACCACCCUGGCCAGGAGGAGGCCACCCAGCUAGCCCACUGUCCUGACUCCUCCCUGACCUUCUGUCCUGUUCCUCCCAGUCCCUCAGGACAGGUGACCCAGGGACCCUUACCUGUUCCUUUUGGAGAAGCUGUGGACUGUUUAUUUGGAGUCCUGUAGUUGGUUGAUUGUGUAUUUUAAGUGUUUGAGAGUUAGAAGGAGGCCCAGUGUCAAUGCCAAGUCCAAAUUCCUGGGGGUGGAAGAAGGACACACACAACUCCACCUGUGACUUCCAAGAGGAUGAGGAGCGCCCCGGGGUCAGGGGCAGCCUCCCCUAUGAUUAGAGAAAGGGCCAGGAAGUCCCCCGCUGUGGACGUGCCAGGGGAAGCGCUCUCCAUGGCUGCUAACACUCUCCCUGCUUCCCCUGCACUUUUGAUGGACAGAGUCGCGAUGCCGCCCCUUCUCCACCCGCCUCCUGCCACCUCACCCCAAGGCACCCUGCAUGUAGCAAAUAGAGCCUUAUUUUACAAGUGGGCAGCUGAGGUACAGCCAGGUGACAGUGAAGAGGCAGUUCCUGAGAGAGGCUGGGGUCCCCAGAGCUUCUUUCACGGUGCUCCAAGGGUGGCAAAGCCCUUGUUGGGACAUGAAAUGACCACUCCUUCCAAUGAGGAAGUAGUUGCUACAGGAAAAGGUUCAGACAUUAGCAGAGACUUAAAAAAAAAAAUUACUACAAAGCAUUGCUCCCCAAUAAAACGACUUUUUUGUUAGGGGCGUGUCCAAAUUUUUGAAUUAUAUGGGAUUUUUUGGUUGUAAAAGUAAUACAUACUCAUUAGAGCCCCCAUUAAAUUUUUUGAGUAGACGGAUGACUACCAGAAAGUAAAGUCAAACAAAUUCCAUAACAAAAAGAACUUUCUGGAAAAAAAAAAAAAAAGAACUUUCUGUUCAUAUUGGCAGAGAGAGAGAGAGGCAGUCCUGGUGAGCAGGGGUCCUUGGUUGGAGAGUCUCCCCUGGCCUCCAUCCCCUCCUUCUUAGACGUCUGUCUGGUCCUGGCUCUCCAAGGGGCCCCCAGAAUUUUCUAUACUUUCUUAUCAGCAUCCCUCAAACUGCAGGGAGCACCCUGCUUGGGGGACCCUAGUUCUUCCUCCCUAAGAAUGCAAAAGCAAAUCGACCUUGGCCAUGCAGCACCUCCCUCUGGUUCUUUAGUUAGUAACUUUGAACUUAUGACUCAAGCACAUUGUGGAAGGGUUCCUUGUGAGAGUAGAAUUCACAGCAGAGGAUACAGUCAAAGAACAACCCCAAGGACACGUGAGGAACCCAGACCACUUUACCCAGCGAGACCGAGAGCGCUUCCGUGUGCAGAAGUCGGCCCAGGCCCGAGAUGGGCUCCGACGUCCUCGUCUGUCCUUCCCGCCCCCUUCCCUGAUGUUCCUGUCAGCUUGUUAAACCUUCCGUUCUUUACAGAGAAAAGCUAGUUUACCUCAAAGAAUCUUGUUUCCGCUUGGAAACCAACAUGGUCAUGUUUUAGAGAGGACGCCCCUCCCCUCCACUGCGCCCUGUCUGGGCCUGUUGUCCUUGGGGCCUGGAAGUCUUGGCUUCAUCUGGCUUCAGCUGCUCUGAGUGAGAACAAGGCCUCCAGGCCCUGAGAGGGGAGGGAGGGAGGGACUGGAUGCGGCUGUCCCCCUCCCCAUUUCAGAAUGUAGGGACCAGCCUCUCUCGUCAAGCAGGGUCCUGCCAAGUUACCAUAGCAACCAGCAACUCCAAGGUACCACCACAAUGGCUCAGCAAGCCGAGGUAUGAGGGGAGAGAAAGGGUACUGGCCUGAUCAGGUGACCCAGAAUUAAGCCCCCCAAUGCCAAGGGGGAAGAGAAGAAGCAGGAAUGGAUUUACGGGUGGUUUCAGGAACUGGCAGAGGUCUUUGAGUCUCAGAGAGGCCACUGAAGGGGGUAGGGCAGGACACUUCUGUUCCAGUUCCCCCCUUCCAGCCACACCCCACUUCUGUUCCAAAAUCAAGCUCCCACCUUGAACACUGAUCUUUUGUUAGAACAAAGCAAAACAAACCUUUAGACAGCAGUGUUAUGAUGAGCCUCAAAGACAGGUGGAUGAGAUCCAGGUGAAUGAAGAAGAGGGUCUUCUGGUUUGAUUUUUAAAGAAGAGUAUCCUAGUAAGAUUAAGCAAGAAAAAAAAGAUUUUAAAAAAAGUUUUUAAAAAAGAAAACCUAUGCUAUUUAAAUUGGAGCCCAGUUGUAACUUGGUAAAGGCAAGCUUCUGUACCUUUGUUAUAAUUAAUUGUAUACCUGUGUAUGUAAAUAUAAGGCAUUCCUAUUUUGCAGUUCAGAACAAAAAAAAACUUAUUUGUAAUAUAGAAUAAAGUUUAUUAAAAAAUAA
Molecule: messenger RNA, 13081 nt
Organism: Ictidomys tridecemlineatus (thirteen-lined ground squirrel)
Lineage: Eukaryota; Metazoa; Chordata; Mammalia; Rodentia; Sciuridae
Source: RefSeq, a predicted model, not a curated record